AUGGCCUCGUCACGCAUCUCGCUCCACGCGCGCCGAUCCUGCUCCCUCACGCGCGCGCUUAUAUCGAGACACGGUCUAUGGGCGCCGCACGCGCCCCUCGCUUUAGGCACAUCCGCGUUAAGCACUUCAGUCGCAAGCACACCUAGCGCCAGCAGCGCAAACGGCGGGAGUCAUUCCCGUAGCUUCUCCUCUGCUGGUGACGUGGCGGAUGCUGACGUGUCACCGGGGGAGCUGGCGGGGCGGAAGGCGGCGGCGCAGCUGCAGGUGCUGGGGGUGGUGGGCGCGGGGCAGAUGGGGAGCGGAAUCGCGCAGCUGGGAGCCAUGGCGGGGAUGCGAGUGGUGGUGGCGGACACGAGUCUAGCAGCGCUGGACCACUGCAUGGCCGGCAUCAGGCACUCGCUGGGGCGCCUUGUCAGCAAAGGGCGACUGGAUGAGGUGAUCGGCAUGCACUUCAUGAACCCGCCUGUCAUCAUGUCACUCGUGGAGGUGGUGCCAGGGCUUGCCACGUCAGACCACACGCUGCACCUCACCAAGGGCCUCGCGCACAGGUUCGGGAAGGCGGUGUGUGAGGCGCGGGACUAUCCGGGCUUCAUUGUAAACCGCCUGCUCAUGCCCAUGAUCAACGAAGCAUUCUAUGCGCUGCUGGAGGGCGUGGGCACGGCACAGGACAUUGACAGAGGCAUGAAGCUCGGCACAAACCAGCCCAUGGGACCACUGCAUCUAGCGGACCUGAUAGGGCUGGACACAUGCGUUGCCAUCAUGCGAGUGCUACAUGCGGGAUUAGGAGACGCCAAGUACCGCCCCUGCCCUCUGCUCGUGCAAUAUGUUGACGCCGGGUGGCUGGGUCGCAAGAGCGGGCGCGGCGUGUAUGAGUAUCCGAGGCAGGAGGAGGUGGGAGGUGAGGGAGAGGGUGAGGGUGGGGAGAAGGUGGUGAGAGGGAGACAGCUGCCUGGUAGACGGGCCGGGCACUAG
Messenger RNA from Closterium sp. Naga37s-1, 972 nucleotides. NCBI's taxonomy places the organism in Eukaryota, Viridiplantae, Streptophyta, Zygnematophyceae, Desmidiales, Closteriaceae. The record is from the annotation of a GenBank genome assembly.